AUGCAUUACUGGGUGUUCUGGUUCUUGCUCUUGCAAAGCAUUCUUGAGUACCCACAGCCCGUGGAUGAUGUUCUGGAUCUGGUGACGCAAGUGCGCAUGGAGGCACGUGCGCUGCGCCUGGAACUGGAGAGGAUUCGGCUGGAGCAGGAGGCGGAGCAGCUCAUCCUGAAGCAGGGCUGGCAGGUCCUCAUUGUUGGUUGGCUCCUGCUCCUUAUCUUGUUCCUACUGUUUAUCGAGAGGGAAAGGAGCCGGAGGAGAGAGGAGAAUGAAGAAGGAAACGUGGAUGCAAAUGGGGAAGAUGAUGUUGGAAAUGAAGAAGAUCAUCAUGCUCAAGAUAACAUAGGAAGGACGCUAAUGGAGCGCAUCCAGUGGCCUGUACAGGACCUGCAGAGAGGCUGCGAGUGGACGAUGGACCUGAUGGACAAUUUCACAAUUUACUUUGGACACAUCUUGACCAACAGUUUCUACCCGGUGCUGCAACGAGCCAUCGGGGUGGGCAGUGCCUUUGAAGGCUGGAGUCCCCGUGAGCAGGAUGUUGUGUACUGCCUGCUCAUCCCCAUGACUCCUCCUCGAGGACACACCUUCCACCUGGAGCAGGACACUGCAGGGCAGAGGCACGGGAGGAACUUCCGUGUCCGCGUGCAGCUGGAGUGCACCUGCAGCAGGGAGCAGCAGGGCGAGAGCAUGCUGUGCUUCCUGCACCACCCGGAGGAGGAGCUGAGGAGCAAUCAGGAUCGCAGCCUCCUAGACACCCUGUGCAGGGGCUCCUACCUCGAUGUGCACAAAACGGCCCGCUGGUUCUACCAGCUGGUGAGGGCCAUCUGGCCAGCUUUGCCUCAGUCACACACCUGGCAUUUAGUGCUUCUGCCCUCCAGACGCUCCUGCCAAUUCAAGGUGACCAACGGCGCAGAAAGCUUCCGCAUUGAGGUGCUGUUCGGGGUGCGGCAAGGUGCCUCAGACAUCUUUGUGAGCAGCCAGCCGAGAGGUGCCGGAACGCCAAGGACAACGUGGCCUGAGACCUACGCCGUGGCAGAGAUGAAGUUCUUCAAGUACAUUGCCAGGCAGGCCCCCCCUGACAGCUUGCACCUCAGAUGCCUGCAGUUCUUCAGCCAUGUUCAGCUGGGCAUAGGCUUUCCCACCUAUACCAUCAAGACCAUUGUCAUGCACCUCCUGAACACCAGAGCCGUGUCACGGUGGCGCAGGAGACAUUUCCUGAGCAGACUGAUAGAUAUCAACAGGAGCCUACGCUUAUCCCUGGUACAGAAACACCUCAACCACUUCAUUGUGGGCAACCAGAGGCUUCCUGAGGAGAUCAGUUUGCCCCCAGAUGUUCAAAUGGCUGAGCCACCCAACCUCUUCCAUUGCCUGGUGAUGGAUCCGGGUGCCUGCUCCCAGGCCAUAGGGGAGUACCUGGAUCUGCAGCGUCGCAUCACAGCAAUCCUUAACCCCGGCCACUGA
Molecule: messenger RNA, 1458 nt
Organism: Corvus hawaiiensis (hawaiian crow)
Lineage: Eukaryota; Metazoa; Chordata; Aves; Passeriformes; Corvidae
Product: inositol 1,4,5-trisphosphate receptor-interacting protein-like 1
Exons: 1
Coding region: 1-1458 (485 amino acids)
Cellular component (GO): membrane
Source: RefSeq, a predicted model, not a curated record